Molecule: messenger RNA, 1263 nt
Organism: Punica granatum (pomegranate)
Lineage: Eukaryota; Viridiplantae; Streptophyta; Magnoliopsida; Myrtales; Lythraceae
Source: RefSeq, a predicted model, not a curated record
AUGAAUACAGCUAAUUACCCCUGCCUUCUUCAGCAUCCCAGCCAUGAACAUGCCCUGGUCUUGCAAGAGCUGAGCGAAAGUUUUAUCUUCGAAUGCAAGAUCUGCCGAUUGUCCGUGAAAGGUGGUCUGUCCUACCAUUGCAUGGACUGCAAGUUCUUCAUCCACAAAUCCUGCGCUGAUUUGCCUCCCGAGAUUCAACAUCCCUCUCAUCCGCAGCACCCGCUGGCGAUUAUUGGAUACUCAAGUGAGCCUGAGCUCUGUAAGGGGUGUGUUAUUUUUAUCCAUCUAGAUGAGUAUCGUUAUAAAUGUCGUCUUGGCUGCGGAGUAGACUUGCACGUGGGAUGUGCAGCUGCAACCCUCCCUCCUCCUGAAGAAGAGCACAAGGACCAGCAGGAGCACGAGGACAAGGACAAGGACUGCCAUGAGGAUGAGAUGAUUCAGCACUUUACUCACGAGCAUCCUUUGGCAUCCUUCCACGUGAAUGUACCAAAUCGGAUCCGAUGCAGGGCUUGCGGAGACGAGAUCUCCAGUUGUGUCUAUGGUUGCCGUGCCUGCAUAUUCGUGCUGCACAAAUCAUGCGGUCUGGCACCCCGAGAGAUAAUAAAUCAUCCAUUCCAUCCACAGCACCCGCUCACCUUGCUUGCCCAUCUCAAGAAUCGGUUUGGAUGCAAAGCCUGCGGGAGUUACGGUCACUUUGCAUACAACUGUAAUGAUUGUGGUCUCAUUCUUGAUGUGAAAUGUGCUGUUUCCAUCAUGCAUCCUCCUCCACGAGACGAUCAGAGUAGCACAGACGACAGGAUUGACUUCUACCGCUGUGUUCGGUGCAACUAUAAUCUUCACUUCAGUUGCAUGCCACUACCCCCUUAUGUCAAACACACAUUCCACCACAACUACCAUCCGCUGGUGCUCCGUGAUAGAUUUGUUGAUGACAAACUUGAUUAUGAGGAGCAGUACUGCGACGCGUGCGAGACACUCAGGCACCCAGAACAUGGUGUUUAUUAUUGCGAGGAGUGUAAUUAUGCUGCUGAUAUCGACUGCGUCAUCCCCAAGAGAGACCUUAAGAAAGGUAGACAAAUGAAAGACCUUAUGCUCAAGCGACUGGAUAAAGAUAUUUCAAUUGCAGAAGCAAAGACGGAAGAACUGAAGCAAAAAUGGGAAAUGUCAAUGAAAGAGCUGGAAGAACUUAAGAAAAAGAGACAAGAGCUCUCAGACGCGAUGGAAGCAGAGUUGGACAGGGCAUGGAUUGAACACGGAGCCUCAUAA